CGCCAUCGGCCCCUCUGGCCAACACCAGUAGGCAAGUAGGGUAAAGUGUCUUGCCCAGGGACACAACGACCAGGACAGAGAGCCCAGGGAUCAAUGAACCUCCUUAAAUUAUUUAACAACCCUGUUAUGAGCAAGUCCUGAUAAUAAUGGAACAUGUUGGGUUUGGCUUUUUUGUAAAGGUAAAAACUGUCCUAUGAGUCAGUCUGAGGAAAAAGAUGAGGGACUGCUGCCCUCAAAUGAGGAACAUGGCAGCCAGGCAGACCUCGAGAGGACUAAGCAGGAACAUUCAAACUCAACUUCACAAAGCUGUGUAUCCAUGGAGAGCCAGAGAUCCAGGGAUUACCCGAUUAGUUUCAACCAACAAGAAUCAGCUACAGAGACUAAGCAGGAACAAUUAAACUCAACUUCACAAAGCUGUGUAUCCAUGGAGAGUCAGAGAUCCAGGGAUUACCCGAUUAGUUUCAACCAACAAGAAUCAGCUACAGAAGGUCACCAGACGGUGUCAGAGGGGUCCACCCAUCAUCAGACAGACCUGGCCUCCAUAUUUCUGGUUGUUGAGGAGAACAUUGUUACUUUUGUGAAAAAUGAGCUGAAUACAUUCUGUAAAUUGCUGAGUCCAGAUUACCCAAAAUGCUUGGAGAGUCAAGCUAAGGAGGAGGAGAUAAAUAAUAGUGAAGAUGAAGACCAGAUAUGGAGGAGCAGAGAGGCUUUUCUGAAAAUCACACUGCAGGUCAUGAGACGAAUGAAACAUGGAGAGCUGGCUGACUCUCUGCAAAACAGAGCUUCUGGGGCCAUGUGUCCAUAUAAACUAAAAUCAAGUCUAAAGAAGAAGUUUCAGUGUGUGUUUGAGGGGAUUGCCAAAGCAGGAAAUCCAACUCUUCUGAAUCAGAUCUACACAGAGCUCUAUAUCACAGAGGGGAGAUUUACAGAGGUCAACUCUGAGCAUGAAGUCAGACAGAUUGAAGCAGCAUCCAGGAAAUCAGAUGGAAUUGAACCAAAAAUCAAACAAGAAGACAUAUUUAAACCCUCUACUGAAAAAGAUGAACCAAUUGGAACAGUCAUGACAACGGGAGUGGCUGGCAUGGGGAAAACAGUUUUAACACAGAAGUUUGCUUUGGACUGGGCUGAAGGCAAAGUCAACCAGCAUAUCCAAUUCAUAUUUCUAUUUUCCUUCAGAGAGCUGAAUGUGCUGAGAGAGAAAAGGUUUAGUUUGGUGGAACUUGUUAAUCACUUCUUUCCUGAAAUGAAAGAAGAAGGAACCUGCAGGUUCCAGGAUUUUAGGGUUUUGUUUAUCUUUGAUGGUUUGGAUGAGUCUCGACUUUCACUGGACUUCCACAAAACUGAUAUCCUGACUGAUGUUACAGAGUCCACCUCAUUGGAUGUGCUACUGACAAACAUCAUAAGUGGAAAAUUGCUUUCCUCUGCUCGUGUCUGGAUAACCACACGACCUGCAGCAGCCAAUCAGAUCCCACCUGAGUACGUAGACAUGGUGACAGAGGUUAGAGGUUUCAGUGACAUGGAGAAGGAGGAAUAUUUCCACAAGAGAUUUAGUGAAGAAGAGCAGAGAAGCAGAAUUAUUUCCCAUAUCAAAAGGUCACGAAGCCUUCACAUCAUGUGCCACAUCCCUGUCUUCUGCUGGAUCUCUGCUACAGUUCUGGAGAAGGUAUUAAAAACAAAAGAAGGAGGCGAGCUGCCCAAGACCCUAACUGAGAUGUAUAUUCACUUUCUGGUGGUUCAGUGCAAACUGAAGAACAUCAAGUAUGAUGGAGGAGUUGUGACAGAUUCACACUGGACUCCAGAGACCAGAAAGAUGAUCGAGUCAUUGGCAGAACUGGCAUAUAAGCAGCUGCACAAAGGGAACCUGAUCUUUUAUGAAUCAGAUCUGACAGAGGGUGGCAUUGAUAUCAGAGCAGCCUCUUGGUACUCAGGAGUAUUCACACAAGUUUUUCAAGAGGAAAGUGGAUUGUACCGAGAGAAGAUGUUCUCCUUUGUUCAUCUGAGUGUUCAGGAGUUUCUUGCUGCUCUUCAUGUUUAUCUGACAUUUUUCAAUUCUGGAGUCAAUUUGAUGUCAGAAGGAACUUCAGUGUGGUCCAGACUGUUUAAAGCCAAACCUGAUUCACUAUCUCUCUACCAGAUG
Molecule: messenger RNA, 2137 nt
Organism: Haplochromis burtoni (Burton's mouthbrooder)
Lineage: Eukaryota; Metazoa; Chordata; Actinopteri; Cichliformes; Cichlidae
Product: protein NLRC3
Exons: 6
Source: RefSeq, a predicted model, not a curated record